Molecule: messenger RNA, 940 nt
Organism: Sinocyclocheilus grahami
Lineage: Eukaryota; Metazoa; Chordata; Actinopteri; Cypriniformes; Cyprinidae
Product: protein shisa-3 homolog
Exons: 2
Coding region: 1-666 (221 amino acids)
Source: RefSeq, a predicted model, not a curated record
AUGGUGCGCCUGCUCAAUUGCCUAGUCUUGGGGUAUUUGACAUGGACUCUGCGGAUAUCUGAUGCCCGGGGAGAGUACUGUCACGGCUGGCUAGACAGCAGCGGGAAUGACCAGGAGGGCUUUCAGUGUCCAGAGGACUUCGAUACGGCGGACGCGACGGUGUGCUGCGGGAGCUGCUCGCUGCGCUACUGCUGUGCGGCCCCGGAUGCGCGCCUCGAUCAGGGAACCUGCACCAACGACAGACAAGUGGAGAACAACACGCAACAUGCUGCCCCACCAUCACGCCAGUCCAGCACGGCCACCACCAGCUCCAGCUCAGUGGGUGGAGGCAGCUCAGUCCGGCGAUUCUCCCUGGGCCGGGGUGACGGGCUGGGACAGUGUUCGCAACAGCAGCUCCUGGUGGUCUCAUCUUCCACGGCCUCCACUCCUGUGUCCGUGGCCCCGACGCAGCCUCUAUUGGCUCCGCUUCCUCCACCGCCCUACACCUCCCAGCAGGGCCUGCAGGGUAGUAACUCUCUCCAGCACACGCACGCUCACAGCCAGUUACAGCUGCACCACCAGACCCUGCAAAGCUCCGGCUUCCUUCUGCCACAACAGUACUUCUUUCCCCUGCCGCAGGAACCGUUCUCCACAAACAAGGGCUUUGCUGACUUCAGCCAGAGCUGACCUGGGGUUCCCUGCUGCUGCUCAAAAGGAAACGGACACCAAAGAAUCUGUCAUUCACAAUGCCGUUGUUGUAGACUCAUAUUACAGGGGUUCCUGUUCAAGGAAAUAGGCACUAAUGUGUCUUUCAGCAAGCUCGAUUGGCACUUUGAGAGCGCAGCUGGAAUUUAAGAGCCAUGUGGGCCACUAAAGCUGAUGAGAUAGUGAACUAGCAAUCAAACAGACACUCAAGUGCUGGAUACAACAUGCCAGAACAUGGAUGCCUGUUUCUAAAUGU